AUGCAGCGCGUUCGCACGGUGCAGGCUGAGAUGAGCCGCCUGCAGCACCAACACCACCAACACCACCAUGACAGCAAAACACUCUCCGCAUAUGACCUCAACCAUGGCCUGAAACAGCUGCAGCGGCACCGCAAGCAGCUUGAGACCAAACUCAGCUCUGCCGAGGAGCAGGUCAAACACCUCACCGACACCAUCGCAACCAUUGAAAAGUCCAGGCGUUCCUUGCAACGCCAGAAUGACAAGUUGGAUGCCGACCUGCGAAUGCGAGAGAGCGAAUUGGAGACCUUUGCUCGAAAGUUUGACUUUGUCAAGACGCACACUCAUAUGGCUGUCGCCACGAGCGAGGAUUGCCGCAAGCUCUUCGACACGCUGUCAGCCUUCAAGGCUGACAUGGAAACCACCAUUCAGCAACAGGACGAUGAGCUGGAUGAAGUUCGCGCCAGCUAUAAAGCGCUUGCAGAAUCCAAGCAGGAACUGACGGCUGCCAAGGCGACCCUCAUGGCGCGCGUGGAGGAGCUUGAGCAAGCCUUGCAGGCGCAGAAGAAGACGCUGAAUGAAGCGCUGCUCGCCAAGCAGCGGGAGGUUGAGGCCUUGGAUCAGCGUCUCGCAAACACCAACACUCAGCUCACCAACACCAAAGAGGAGCUGCAGGCUUGGAAAUACAAACAUGACAAGGCCACGAGCGACAUUGAGGGCCUGAAGAGCCGCCUUGAAGCGACUCAAACUCAACUCAGUGACUCACGUGACGAAUCCCAGCAGCUACAAGCGAAGCUUGCCAAAGCCAAAGAGGAGCAUGCAAAGGAGCUGGAAGCCGCUCGGCAAGCAAAAGACGCUGCCGAGGCUGACCUGAAUGCCCAGCUGGGUACGGCUCAGGCCAGCCUACAGGCCAGCAACGACGAGCUGGCCAAGCUGAAAGCGCACUGGUCUGCCAACGCCAGCGCCUGGACAGCACAGGCACAGGAUCACGCCCUCGCCUUGGACGCUCUCAGCGUCGUCAUCCAGCAGCAAGACCGCAACCUGCUGCAGUCUCGUAAGCAGCAUCACGAUGCAACUGCCACCAUCACUUCACUGCAAGAUGUGUUGGGCAAGGCCAAAGGCAACGUGGAAGAGCUCACGGCGGCACUCAAGCAAGCAACCGACGAAGGCGCAAAGCUUCAAAAAGCGGUCAGCGAGAAGGACACGCUCAUCACUGCAAACCAUGAGCGCAUCGCGGCGCUGGAACAGCAGGUGCUCGCAAUGCAAGAGGAAAAGGCAAAGCACGCCAAGGCAAUGGAGGAAUCAGUCACACAGGCACAGCAGGAGUGCCGUGAUUUGGAGAACAGGCUCAAGGAGAUUGAGGCCACCUUCAAAGAAGCAACUGAGGAACUGUCGGCCAAGCUGAAGGUGCAGACGGAAGCGAGCACUGCGCUGGAGAAGCAGGUGCAGGAGAAGGAGGCCAAGCUGGCAGAGGUGGAGAGCACGCUCGCUGCCACACAAGAGGCACGCGACAAAGGUAAAGCCGGUCAGGACGAGCUGCAGGCCACUGUUGCCAAGCUGCAAGCAGAGCUUCUGGAGGCCAAGGCCAUCAAGGAGCAAGAUGCCAUGUGGAAGGACAAGGCUGAGGACUUUGAGGCGCAGUGUACAGCUCUACAGGCGGAGGUGAAGCGAGUGACGGAAGCAAAGGAGGUCGCUGCGCGCAAGAUGGGCUCCGUCCUCGACAAGCAUGCGCUGGAAGCCAAGCGUGCCAAGGAAGACCUUGCGAAGGAGAAGCAGAUCGUGGCUACACUGAAGAAAGAGCUCGAGGAAGCUGUUGCCAAAGCCAGCAAGUUUGAACUCAUGGCUGAAGCGGCAGACAAAGCAGUACCGCCCGCAGCUUCGCCCAGCACCACUUCUCGUGCCACUGCGCACACACCUCGCACACCUUGCACCCCACGCACGCCCCUCGCUCCCCACACACCGCGUGCCAAAACCAAACGCCAGCCCGUCUCCCCAGACUCGCCUCCAAGCUCUGCGUCCGACAGCGAAGCCAAGGAUGAUGUGGCAGUGGAGCCACCGAAGCCACGGUCGACUCCAAGCACAGUUGCGCCGAGUUUCCCCGUGCCAGCGCGGAAGAAGGUCAGCAAAACCCCGCGCGCGAGCCAGCAGCAAACGCGUCGCAAGGCUGCUGCAACCCCCAAGACGCCAAGUACGCCACGGACGCGCAAGCGCACCACCACAUCAACACCGAAAGCGCCCGUUGCCGCCACGCCAAAGCCAACCAGCACACCGCGCGGCAAACGCACCUCCGCAACGCCCAAGCUCGCCUCCAAGGCGCCCAAACGACGCACCAAGGAUGUGGCACGAGUGCAAGAGGCGGACGAGUAUGCUUUUGCAGAUGCAGAGAAGACGCCAUCGGCGUCGAGGUUCUCACGGCACCGCAGCCGCCGCGCCAUCGCCCCAGCGCUUCCGCGCAAGGAGCAGCAGCAGCAGUGGGACUUCAUGUUUGGCUUUGCGCCAUCGUCUCCAUGA
Messenger RNA from Salpingoeca rosetta, 2487 nucleotides. RefSeq lists its product as uncharacterized. NCBI's taxonomy places the organism in Eukaryota, Choanoflagellata, Craspedida, Salpingoecidae. The coding region runs from base 1 to 2487 and encodes 828 amino acids. The record is from RefSeq and is a predicted model, not a curated record. The transcript is spliced from 12 exons.